Molecule: messenger RNA, 2214 nt
Organism: Metarhizium brunneum ARSEF 3297
Lineage: Eukaryota; Fungi; Ascomycota; Sordariomycetes; Hypocreales; Clavicipitaceae
Source: RefSeq, a predicted model, not a curated record
AUGCGACGAAAAUCGAGCUUGGCUGCUCCGAAGUCUGCAUCAAAGAAGCAGGCAAAGAAACAGCUGCGGCUUCAGCCAGCACAAUUUGGAGAGUUAGAAACUACUCCAACUAGCCAUCAUGAGAAGUCACCGAUUCCUUCCGUGGGGCAGAAAACCCGUGCCAGCCAUACCGAUUGUCAUGAUACCGAUCAAAUAGUUGAUCCAGAGGAAUUCGAGGAUGGGGUCGACGAUAAUGACAUGGCAAAACUCGCUGACACUCCAAAAAAAAUUAAGACUCCCAGGGACAGGGAGAUAAUCUGGUCUGAAAAGGAUUCCGAGACACACAGGAGCUCAUCAAUGUCUCCUGAGGAAGAGGAGCAAUCAGGACACGUUUUCGGAUAUAUUAGAGAUGAUAUUCCGUUUACCAGUCCUGCAUCUGGACAUGAUGCUCUUCCGGAUACCUUGCCUCUUUCAGCGCCUCCAGUGAGUCCUCCCUCGGCCGAUUGUCAAAGUCAAUCGUCACAACAUGUGGAUUUCUCCGAAACUGCAUCCACGCUUUUUCGCAGUUCUCCGUUCGGAAGGAGCCAUGCUUCCAGAGGAUCAGUCACGACAUCACAGCCUGCCUCAACGAAAAAAGAUACGACGCUCAACCUCGUUGGGAUGCAACUUCCAGCACUAGAUCCAUCGGAUAAGGGCAUUCCCCAUGCAUCUGCCGACAGUCAGACUAAUAAGUCUGAUAAGAACCCAGCUCGAGUCUCAUCAGCCCGGCAGAUUACUGAAGAAACCCUGCCAUCCAGCUGCCAUCCGAUUUCAACAUGUGGUGUAAAUCUUGAGGCAGAAAGCGUCCAUACAGUCAGAACCUUGGGCUCAGGAGAUAUCUUGUUAGACCAUAUCACAUUGGAUCUACCUGAUGCUAAUGGAGAAAGAAGGCCAAAAGCUCCCACUAUUCCAUGUGACGCCAAACCUCCGAAGAAACGCAAACAGCGGCCUAAGACUCCCAUCCAGUUCGAUGAAAACACUCAAGAGGUUAAAUCUGUGUCUCGCCAGCCGCUCUACAGGAGGUUAUAUAAUCAACCCGUACUCAGAGACGAACAAGAGGCAUUCAGACAAGAAAAAAUAGGUGGCAAAAAACGCAAAUCCGACGUUUCUAAUAGCAAUAAUUUGCAAAAAAAGGUCAAACCCGCAGUAAUCGACUACGCAGAGUCCCUGGUCGUCGACAGCGAUACCAAUAGGCAAUGUGUCAGCCGGCCAAGCUGUCCCGACCCUCAGCAUUCUCUCAAAGAUCUACAUAAUGACGAAAUAUCUCACGACAUCAUAAAAGAACAAGCACAAAAGUCUCAAGUUAUGAGCCCGACACCUUUCAAGAACAACGACGUAGGCGACUUCCAAACGACGGACACAGAGACCAUACUGCCGCAGUCGAACCGCACUCGUUCACAACUCGCGGCCGUAAAAACUAUCAAGCCUACCGAGAAAGUCGGUGACUGCAUUUUUGUUGCAACGUCCCAGAAGCGCACAGGUCAUGAUAUUACAACAGCGAAAGAGACCUGGAAAGAUUUUUUUGUACUCAAUCCUCGCAUGAAGAGCCGCCCGUCUGCGGGCGUUGAAGGUGACGGGGAUGCAGGCGUUUCAACAGACGACAGUAAAAAGACGAACUCAGCCGCUCGUACAACUGGUGUCGCAAGAAGCUCUUCUAAGCAUGUUAACUUCCAAACCUCCCAAGCACAACAUUUUUCCAAGUCCAAAAUGGUUCAGAAAACCGCCACUGACAGACGGAUCGGUCAAAAUUUCAGCGUGAGUGAAAGGGGCAGUCCAAUUCCCCGCCAACAACAGGAGAGCAGGGUUGAUAUACCAUGUACAAAAGAAUCAAGUGUCUCUUUGUUGGAUGAAAAUAUUCCUGGGAUAGUUCAUGGACAUUUCGAGGUGCAGAAUUGCACCCUCAUACCUAAGAAGCACCGUUCCCAGGUGCAACGAGCUGAGGAAUGGGCUCCUGUCAAGGCAAAUUUCGAGUCCAUCCAAAACCACGAUUUAAUACAACACGGAGACCAUCCUGAGCUACUUCAAUCAAUUGUAUCUGACAUUCGAAGAAUUCUAACGAAGCAUCCCAAUAUAAACAAGACUGAACACGCAGCCCAGCCUGUCACUACAUCCGAUAGAAGUCGACAGCAGCUUCACGAACUGGUCGAUGUGCGUUUUUCCGACCAUAUAUUCGUAAAGGAUUCAUCCAAUGACUGA